Lasiodiplodia theobromae is the source of this 429-nucleotide messenger RNA. RefSeq lists its product as uncharacterized. The record is from RefSeq and is a predicted model, not a curated record. Bases 1 to 429 code for a protein of 142 amino acids. Lineage: Eukaryota; Fungi; Ascomycota; Dothideomycetes; Botryosphaeriales; Botryosphaeriaceae. The transcript is spliced from 2 exons.
AUGCCCAGAUACGCCAGCAGAGACCAUAUUCUCGAAGUCUUUUCCCACAUGGCGGUGGGAGACUAUGACGGCUUCUUUGCCAAUGUUGUCCCUGAUGUUGAAUGGACGGUGCAAUCGAAAACCAUCCUUGGAGGCACAUACCACAGCCGUGAUGAAUUCCGCGCAAAGACGUUUGGCCGCUUAGGCCGGAUCAUGGAUCCAGAGCACCCAGUUCAUCCGGUAGUCCACAACGUUGUCGGCGGCGGGGAUGACGAAUGGGCCAUGGUUGAAAUGACAAACACAAGCAAGACCAAGACUGGGUUGGACUACAACAACACUUUCUGCUGGGCGACUCGAUGGAACGAAGAAGGCAAGAUUGUGCAGGUCAGGGCGUAUUUGGACACUGCGCUGGUGCAGCACAUUGUGGACGGGACGGAAGGAAAGAUAUAA